AUGGAUCCACAGCUUCACUAUGAUUUUGGGUUGGAGAUAUCGCAGGCUGUGUGCUCCUAUGCGCAAUUGUACAUUUGGCCUUUGGUCCUCAUGGGUAUCCUGAGCGUUGUGACUGUGUAUCGUCGCGAAAUGAGUUGCAAUCGAGUCUAUUACCUACAAGACGGAGACCCCAACAACAACUGCUCACGCGAAGGAGACAAUCAUCAAUCCGCUGCUGAUAACGGUACCAGUACGAUUUCUAGAAGGGCUGCUUCUAGACUGUCUUGGCUUCAAUUCGACAGAGGAGCUGAUCCGGAAGUGGAGCAGGCGCUACUAGCAGGGAGAGCAGCGGCUCAGGCCAAACGAUCGGCUCGGGCUACCAACUCGGAAAGAACGGCUUUGAAGUGGUCCAGAAAGGUUAACAUGGUUGCUGGAAGACUAGCAGCGACUUUACCACAAACCAUUCGGACAAGGCUUGCCGAGUCCUCCUUCAACUUCUUCCCAAUCCACAAAGGUCGUCGCCGUGUCACGAACACAACGCCUCUUCACCCCGAAAAUUUUCCAUCCGAUGUACAAGUCAACAUCUUUAGCUUCUUACAUCCUCAAGAUGUCGCCAGGUUUGCUUGCGUGAGUCGAGCCAGUAAAGAAUUAAUCGACGGACAGGGACCCACCACUAAGGCUCUUUGGAAGACACUCUGGCAGCGUGAUUACGGGUGGCUCAUACAAUCUUGGGAUGUUGGAAGGAUCACAUUUCAAAGAUCAAAUGUCACGGAUCCUCCCUUUGGCAAAGACUUCUAUUUCCGGUUCGGACUCUGCCAUCUCGACUAUCUACUAGCGGGGUUCAACUCACCCGAAAGGUGCCUGAUUGGUUUGCAUGGAUGCAUCUUUGACAUUACCGACUUUUUCACCAGUCAUCCUGGUUCACCCGAUACUCUAUUGGUGCAUGCAGGGAGGGAUGCCUCCAAAAUGUUUGAUGACAUGGAUCAUUCCAGGAGUGCUAGACGGUUGGCCAGGGAAUUCUGCAUUUCAGUGGAUGUAUCCGCCACGGGCUCCUUUGGAUCCAAACCGACGAUUGCCUUUCCAGCUGAUGGGCCCAUUCCAGUUCUGGUGGAGGCUAGUCCAGUCAUUUCAAAGAAGCAACGGCGAAUGCAGCGGAAAGAGUGCUUACAACAUAUAUACACGGUGUUUGCAACAGAGGCAACACAGGAGCGGAAAAAACACGCGUUACAAAUGAAAGCCAACCCGAAUGUGUUGGACUGGAAUGUAUUCUAUGACCCCUUCCAAGGGGCGUGGAAGGCGUGGUAUACAAACAAGAGAGAUUUUGAAACAGUUUUCGUUUGA
Molecule: messenger RNA, 1320 nt
Organism: Seminavis robusta
Lineage: Eukaryota; Bacillariophyta; Bacillariophyceae; Naviculales; Naviculaceae
Source: the annotation of a GenBank genome assembly